This is a messenger RNA of Pangasianodon hypophthalmus (striped catfish), 3664 nucleotides long. RefSeq names its product Copper-only SOD repeat protein (gene cusr). The transcript has 10 exons. Gene Ontology annotation, molecular function: metal ion binding. The record is from RefSeq and is a predicted model, not a curated record. The coding region runs from base 116 to 3085 and encodes 989 amino acids. Lineage: Eukaryota; Metazoa; Chordata; Actinopteri; Siluriformes; Pangasiidae. Gene Ontology annotation, biological process: superoxide metabolic process.
ACACAUGUACACAUUCACUCACUGGGGGCGUCCCUGCUGAAAUCAUAUUAGCUGCACACUCACCUAGCCUCACAAUUACACACACACACACACACACACACACACAGCUGCCAACAUGUGCCUUUCAGCAGCUUUCCUCCUGCUGACUCUGUGCGGUUCUUCUGCUGGUCAGUAUCUGUCCAGUUUCAACAUGAGGGGAGUCACCGGUCUGGUGCGGUUUGACUCCAUACAACAGACAGCCACCAUAAACGUCAGUGGUACUGGCAUAGAAACCUGUGGCUCCUUCAAUCUGACGCUCACAGAGUUUCCUGUAAUGUACGGUCAUGUGGCCCAGCCCUGCGAGAAAGCCCACAUAGGAGAGCGUGUGUUCACACUGUCCGUUAGCACUUCUGUUUCUGUAGUGAACAUCUCCCACAUGCUCCGGCAAACGCCCAAUCUGGAAGCACGCUCUUUAGCGGUAGAGACGUGUACUGGCACAAAGGCUUGCGCGGGCGUCAUAGCAGAGUCAAAGGUCACCACUUGGCAGGCUCGGUUCUUUAGUGUCGUGGCUGGGAAUAUCUACCUCCGGCAGAUAUUACUGCAACCAAGAGCCAUACUUCUCUCCAACCUGGUCAGUCUGAAUCAGAAUAGCUCCUCAUUUGCUAAUGUGAAUGUUUAUCUAUCUCAGAGUUCUGCUGCUAGCUGUGAAGCAUUGCUGGGCAGCCUGAACCCAAACAGUUUGAUAAAGUUGGGCCAGCUGAUGGUAGGCACUCCUCUUGAACCUGUCAAAUCCCGUUUAGAGAUCCCAUCUCUUGAUGCUGGAUUUCACUUUGCUCUCUUAAAUCUCAGCUCAGAGUAUACGUGUGCUGAGAUCCGAACCUUAGAACCGAAGGAGGUCAGUGCUCUGAUAGAUAUGAGAGGGGUCAAAGGUUCCAUCACCUUUCGCCAGCCGUCUCCUUUCGACCUUACAACUCUCUCCGUGAACCUCACUAACCUGAACAGAAGAGUUGGGCCGUACCAUAUUCAUCUGUUUCCCACCCCACAGAUGAGGUCACCCCCUGAGAGCACCUGCAGCAAUGAUAAUGUUGGCGGCCACUGGAAUCCCUUUGAUGUGAACACUCAGCCGUCUGUGUAUCCCCCACCCCCUGGCUCAACCCACGAUCGCUACGAAACUGGAGACCUCAGUUCCAGACAUGGAUUGUUAAGUAACGCAGAUGACAUCCAGGCGAGCUUCACUGACUGGAAUCUGCCACUCUUUGGACAGAACAGCAUUGUUGGUCGUUCUGUGGUUUUGCACCAGCCUGAUGGUACGAGGUUUAUCUGCUCAAGCAUUGGCUAUCCUGGGGAGGUGAUCACAGCCAGGGCCAUCUUCCAGAGCCCAGUGGUGGGGACGAUCCUGUUCACCCAGUUGAAAGGAAACCCUUACUCAGAUGUCUCAGUGUUCCUCGACUUGUCUUACGGACGACCAAAUACUCCUGCAACUCAGAAACACCACUGGCACAUUCACGAAUAUCCCAUCAGCACAGAGACAGACAGUGAUAAGGGUCGCUGUGGGUCCACUGGGGGACACUGGAACCCCUACAACAUCAACACCAGCAUAAGCAGCUAUAAAGUAAACUGUAGACCAGAAUGUCCUUUUGCUUGUGAGAUUGGAGACCUGUCCAGCAAACACACGAUGCUGAAUUUGUCACCAAAUGUAGGGAAACUACCUAGCAAGAACUUCUUUACAGAUACUACGGCCUGGGUGUCUGGACUGAGCAGUAUGAUUGGUCGGUCUGUAGUGAUCCACGGCCCUGACGAGGCUGGUCAUCGCAUUGCCUGCGCUAACAUCACGCUCCUGCGCUUCCCCUCGGCUCAGACUGGAUCCUGGCAAGGGUCAGGGUCAUCUGGGGGAAAUGUCCACUUCUUCCAGCUCUCUCCCCAGGGUCCAACCAACAUCCAUGUCUCUCUGACUCAUCUAGAGGCCAAAGCCGGUGGAUACCAUGUCCAUCUGCUCCCGGUAAAGAGUGGACCAGAGGCCUGCUCCAACGCGAAUGUCAUGGGCCACUUCAACCCGUAUGGUGUGAAUAUCUCAACGUCUCCAACACCGGGGAAUGGAACAGUGGAUCAGUAUGAGAUUGGUGAUAUCAGCGGGAAGUUUGGGAGUCUAGCUGAUCAGAACCAAUUCGAGAACCAUUACAAGGACAGUAACAUGCCACUGAGUGGACCCAACAGUAUCAUAGGACGAUCGCUGGUUAUCCACUACAGGAACGGAACAAGGAUGCAGUGUGCUGACAUCAGAGCCAUGAACUCCUCUGACGGGCACUGGAUCAUCGCCAAGGCCAUAUUCAACAGCAGUGUCAAGGGCACAGUAACCCUGUCCCAACAGUGUUUUCCUGAUGGCAGCUUCAGUGACGUGACCCUGCUGGUGGACCUCGGAGUGUCUAACACUGUUAAAGUCACAAACGCUUCCUGGUACAUAACUGAAAAUCCUGUCAAUGGACUUGUGGCUGGCUGUCCAGGAAAUGGAAGAACCUAUAACCCUUUCAACAUGACAGCUCAGAGCUCUAACUGUUCCCCACUCACCUAUCUGGCUUGUGAGGUUGGAGAUCUGACCAGCAAACACGGCUCUGUCAGUUUAACACAAAGGCAGCUCUUCACAGAUGCACAUCUUCAGCUGGCUGGAGACUACACAGUCAUUUACAGAUCGCUGGUCCUGAGGGCAGGAGAUGAGACCAUCGAUUGUGCGGACAUCAUCCCCGAGUCACCAUCUGCACAGCAAAUCUUCCCGAGCGUGACAUCAUUCAGCAGAUAUGAUUUCCGUAAAAGGGUGGCAGACGUUCUGGAGGUCCAAGUAUCCCGGGUGUCCAUCUUACCCGGUGCCCUCUCAACCGUGGCAGGAGGGAAGUGCCAGCAAGUCACGUAUCUCGUGUUGGGUGACAUGAGUUUGAAGAAGCUAUCUGCUGUGAAGGACAGCGAGUUGAUGGGCAUGUACAGGCAGACUGAACGGUGUAUGAAAAGUGGCGUUCCGGGUCUUCUCUCGUCACAUAGUGGAACCAUCCACGUAUUCUCCCUGGCUGCCGUUUACCUUCUCCAGUCUCUCAUUCUGCACUUAACGUCGCAGUGAGAUCAGCAGUGCCGAAUUUACUCUUGGACGAACUCUGGGAGUAUAGCUGGGAGGAAGCUGCACGAAGCUUGCCUAACUCUGUAAGGCUCUGUAAGUGUGAAUGAACUGUCUUGAGGUCAAAGAGCUCAAACUACUUUGAAUCAACUGCUGUAAAAUAAUACUAGAUAAAAACGUUGUUUUAUUGAAUGCAUCCUUUGUUUUAGUAUUACUAUCUGAACAGAACUUAGAACUUGAAUGCAAUACAUUUUAUUAUAUUGUUCGCUGAUUUGAUACAUGCUGCUGUGUGCACAUAUCUCUCUCAUGUCCAUGUGUUCACUGUAUAUUUGGUGAAAAUGACUUACUGUGUAUUUGUAUUUUUGAUGCUCACAUGAUUGUAUAUAUAUAUUGUAUUCCCCAAAGCCAAAAUGUCCUGGUAUAUGCUUUGUUGCACUAAUUUGUGAUUCAAAUGAAAUGAUUGUGUACUGAAUGAAGUGGUAUUCGAUUUUAUGUGCUUUGUACGUCUGCGGAUAUGUUGUGCAGUUUCUAUGUAGGUUCCAUGUAGCUUAGAGCAAUUAAAUUGCUACUAAGAUGGUCCUGAAA